Ambispora gerdemannii is the source of this 1103-nucleotide messenger RNA. The record is from the annotation of a GenBank genome assembly. NCBI's taxonomy places the organism in Eukaryota, Fungi, Glomeromycota, Glomeromycetes, Archaeosporales, Ambisporaceae.
GUGGAUAUGCUGGUGUUCAAGUAGCCCAAAGUCUCGACAAAUCCCUCUCGAAAACACAUCAAAUAAUUCUCAUCGAGAAAAAGACACAUUUCUAUCACUCAGUUGGUUCACUACGUGCAAUGGCUGAAGAGAAUUUUGAGGAGAAAAUUUUGAUUCCGUAUACUUCGCUAUUCAAACACGGAGGAAAAGUCGUGCAUGCUACCGUUACCACAAUUCACAAAAAUGAAGUGAUUGUUAGUACGGAAACUGAAUGGGGCACUCAUAUUCCAUUCGAGUAUUUGGUUGUCGCUACGGGAAGUUCGUAUGCUGCUCCGGCUAAAGUUGAUCGGACGACAAAAGAUGAGAUUAUUCCAGAGAUCAAAGAAAGACGUGAUGCUGUCAAAAAUUCCAGCAAGAUUUUAAUUAUUGGAGGUGGUCCAGUUGGCAUUGAACUUGCCGGAGAACUUGCAACUGUACACAAAGAAAAAACAAUCACAUUGGUACACGCUGGAGAAUCUCUCCUUCGCCCCAGCUUUCCUAAGAAACUUCGAGACAAUUUACAUAAACAACUCGAAGACCUAAACGUAAAGUUAAUAUUGGGUGAAAAAGUAAUAUUCCCGGAAGGUGGUCUCGGUGAUGGUCUCACUUCACAAACCUUACAGACGGAUAAAGGCACCCCAAUCGAAAGUGACAUACAAUUUUUUACUAUCGGUGCAAGUCCAAACACAUCUCUUAUCAAAACACUUGACGCUUCGCUUCUUGAAGAAGAAACGAACCUCAUUAAAGUCUCGCCGACACUUCAACUUGAACACGAAGAAUUUAAACAUAUUUUCGCAGUUGGCGAUGUCACAAAUGUCAAGGAAACGAAAUUGGCUUAUCGUGCUGGACAACAAGCAGUUAUCAUCACGAAAAAUGUCGAAGCUUUGGUUGCUAAAAAGAACUUAUCAGACUACAAACCGGGAGCCGAAGUUCUCUUUGUUACAAUUGGUAAAAAUGGUGGUGCUGGAUUAUUGCCAAUUGGCGGCCUUGUCGUUGGACCUUUCAUGGUAAAAAGUAUCAAAGGAAAGACUUUAUUUGUUGACAAAUAUUGGAAACAACUUACUGGUAAGGCUCCGCCUUCUUAG